Messenger RNA from Acaromyces ingoldii, 788 nucleotides. RefSeq lists its product as hypothetical. The coding region runs from base 24 to 788 and encodes 254 amino acids. Lineage: Eukaryota; Fungi; Basidiomycota; Exobasidiomycetes; Exobasidiales; Cryptobasidiaceae. The transcript has 4 exons. The record is from RefSeq and is a predicted model, not a curated record.
CCUCAAGAGAGUCGUCUUCAGACAUGGCGAAGCGAAACAGAAACGUCAGUGCACAUCUUGCUUCUCUGGCUAUUGCCAUCCUCUUCGCAGCAGUCGUCGAGGGCCUUACUGUCAGCACCCCGCCACAAUUUACUGCCUGCUUGCCGUCUCACAUCAGCUGGUCCAACGCUCAGGGCAAGGUAUACCUUUCUGCCAUUGAGGGGAAGGACAUCUCCCAAGCACCCAUCAAGACGUUCCCUCAGAUGGAUGCGACACAGGACGGUUACACUUGGAAUGUCGACCUUCCUGCGGGCAAAGUGGUCACGCUGCAAAUCAACGACGAUGCUGGUGUGCCCAACUAUUCUUCGCAGGUGACCAUUCUGCCCACUCCUCCGGGCGUUGAGUGCAAGAACGCCACCACUCAGUCGUCGAACCCGACUACCACACCUCCCACUACGCCGACCUCCUCCUCAGCUUCUGCGUCGACAACGUCGGUGCCUGCCAAUACCCAAGGAGGAAAUUCAUCGGCCUCGGCAAGCUUGGCCUCAAACUCCAGCUCAAGCGCAUCGAAUGCAACGCUCAACAGCGCCCCGCUUACUGCAGCGACUCCACUCACACCUGCGAACACGAGCAGCAGCAGCGGCAGCAGCAUUCCCACUCCUUCGACAACUACGACAAGCAGCACUGCGCCUUCGACGACGAAGAAGCCCCACACCGAUGGUGCUGUUCCUCUCUACCUCGCCUCGCCCGUCACCGGCAGUAUUGCUGCGGUCACUGUCGUCAUGGCCAUCUUCCACGUCCUUCUUUGA